CAUUUCGUGGUCAGCGGCAUACGACGCAACAAACAUUGGCUCUCAAAACAAACAAAAAUAAAAAGUUACUUACCACCGCACUUCAGCCUCUUCUCUUCCCUCGCUCUUCUGGACGACGGAACAUCUGACAGCAUCUUCAGAAUCCAAUCAAUUAGCGAAACACUGAAACAAGCGGAGAGACAAAGACAGAAGCAUUCUAACAGUGCUCUACGACCCUUUUCUUUUGAUGGGCUGAGCAUUCCUCAAAAACAACAGCAGCAAUAUUUUUUUUAGUUCAUUAAACCAUCAAGUCAUCAAUGGGGUCAUGGAGAUGUACCCCCGAUGUGAAGAUGUGUCUCUCAGACAGUCUUUUGCAAUUGGUUCCGACGUGUAUUAUCAUCUUCUCGUCUCUGGCCUUCAUAUCAGCAGAGUGUGGUCGUCAGGAUCGCAGACGACAUUUUAACCGUUUCUCGAGCGAGGUUGUUGUCCAAGGCGAGAGUCAGGCCGAUUUAGAGAUGGAAGCUGCUAACGAAAACAGGCUCAUCAAGCCGAAGCGCACUUUUUUCUUAUCUCUCCUACGAUGCCUGGGAGCGCUCGUCCAGAUUGUUCUUUUUGUAUAUCUUGCAACUGAGAAGUUGAAUGAUAUGAAAAGAAAUGGACCAGGAUCAGGAAUACCACAUAUGGACACUCCGCGGCUUGCCAUACUGGGGACACAGAUCAACGAAGAGUGGCCAUUGUGGCUUCCAGUCAUGCAUGGGAUUCUCUGGGUAUACACCUUAAUUCUUUCGAUUGUAUCGCUUCUUCACCCUCGUCUAUCCAACCCUUACAGAUUGCCUACACAUAUGGACCUCAUCUAUCUUACAACAGCAGGAGGAGGGCUAGCACAUUUCAUGAUUUACAAUUUUGGACGACCUAUCGGCCUCUGGACAUUAGAUGAUCAGAUAUCUGGUCUUUCUUCCGUGAUUUCUGGACUUUUACUCAUCGUCACUUUGGCUACAAAGCCUUUAGUUCCGCCUCAACCAAAGAAAGGACCAGAGAAACGAUCACGAGGAGUAAUCAACCCAGAGACUCGCUCAUCGCUCUAUGCAAGGAUCGCAUUCACCUGGUUGCACCCGAUGGUAAUCAAGUCUGUCAUGGGGAAGCUGCAGGAAUCCGACGUCUGGGCCAUUGAUAGGGACUUGAGAAUCAAGACUAAUUUUCAGGAGUAUCUCGAAUGCAGGAAACCAACGGUGUUCUAUACAAUGCUCCAUAUAUUUCGCCUUGAGCUGAUUCAGCAGUACCUUUGGGCACUCGCAUGGGCGGGAUUGGGUAUGGUGCCACCCUUUGUAGUCUUCAAGAUUCUUGGGUUUUCAGAAGAUGUAUCAUCGUACAACCGUAACGAAGCCAUGUUCUAUGUCGCAGCUCUCUUGACCUCCAUUAUUGCGCGCUCAGCAGUUUUACACCGGGGUCUUCAUAUGGGGCAGCGAGUCGCAACGAAGGCGAUGGGAAUGGCCAGUGGACUGAUCUAUGAAAAGGUGUCCUUGCGUAAAGAUAUGGAUCCAGCCGACUAUGACAUUACAGAUCUUCUUGCUGUAGAUGUCAAACACAUCGGAAAUGGCUGGAAACAAGUCUUCUAUGUGAUGAUUUAUCCAACGAUGUUUGUUUUGGCAACUAUACAGCUAUAUGGUUAUAUUGGUCACUCUGCCUGGGCUGGAGGGAUGGCUGUUGUCGCGUGGUACCCCAUUUCGGCCAUUGCAAGCUUCCUCUUCUCCGGACGAUUCGACGCGGUACCUCCGAAAAUGGAACGAAGCAAUGCCCUUGUGUCUGAUUUUCUGGCAAAUUUGAGAGCAAUCAAGUUUUUGUCAUGGGAGAAGAUCUUACUUUCCAAAAUCCAAAAAGCCCGCGAAGAGGAGCGAAAGCUAAAGUCGAAGACAGCUCAACCAGUUCUGGCUCUGAUCUCUGUACCUCUGGGCGGAGAUCUUGUCCACGCAUUCGUCAUAACUGUUAUUUUGACCGUAUUUUCACUUUGGUUUAAACAACUCCUGACGCCAGCCAUCUUGUUUUCAAUUCUAAUUUUGGUUGAUAUUCAAACACAGGCAAUCAAUUCAUUGCCCUCUGCAAUUAUCAUUAUUAAGGAGAUGCUGGACUCAGUGGUCCGAGUGAAUGACUUUUUGAGUGACGAAGAGAAUGAUCGCGACACCGCCAUUAUCAGAGACAGGGAGAUGGCCCGAAGGGCUAAUAUUCCCAUCAUUGGAUUUGUGAAUGCAUCGUUUGUCUGGCCUGUAGCUAAAUCAGCUAGACACAAUAAUGAGCCUCUCUUUGUCGAGGAACCUGAAGAUGAAGGAAAUGACGAAAGCAAUAGACAGGCCCGUGGAGAUUCUCAGAGGAAGACUAACCGUGCAAACACUAAUUGGAUCAUUCGCACUCUAUCCCUAUUCGGAUACACCCUUCCUCAACCGCCAGCACCAUACCAUCAAUCGAACCUUUAUCAAAAGUAUGCCAAUAUUUUGAGCACUGCGGAUGCUUCUGCACGUGAUUUUGUGCUCAAAGAUCUUACAAUCUCAUUUCCACCUGGACAGGUAUCAAUGGUCACUGGGACGAGGAAGUCCGGCAAGUCAGCGCUUUUGCUGGCUUUGAUUGGAGAAAUGACACGCGUUUCCGGCAAGAUUUACUUGCCACGGAAAGAUUACUAUCAUGGAAAGCAGGGGUACGGUAGCGAUGUUGCAUAUGUCGCGCAGGAUCCUUGGCUCGAGAUUGGUGGGGGUGGAAGCAUCACUGGAAGCUGUACUGGUCGUAGUACUAUUAGGGACACUAUCCUCUUCGGGAAGCCGAUGGAUGAGGAGCAUUAUACGCGGGUUCUCAAUGCUUGCGUGCUUGAAGAUGAGCUGAGGGGUCUUCCUAAUGGGGACAUGACCAUCAUCGGCGAUAAGAACGUGAUCUGGUCUAUGUCGUUAAAGCAACGUAUCUCCUUGGCGCGUGCGGUUUAUUCAGAUGUAUCUCAUGUUCUCAUGGAUGAUUGUUUGAGUUUUGUGGAUGUCAAGAGUCGCCAUUUUAUUUGGAAAAACUGCUUAUUGGGGCCUCUCAUGGAAAACAAAACUCGUAUAAUGGUCACAAACCAGUUCCACAUCAAAACAUACUUGAAUGACGUCGAUUACGUCGUUGGGCUAGACCAGGGCAUAGUCUUGGGCCAUGGAACCGUCAAAGAAGUUCUUAAUCAAGGGUGGAUUAGGCAGGCACCAGGUUCAUCAUCGAUCCCUACAACGAUUGUUCCAGGGGCUAGCGUCCCUGCCAAUAUGGGGCAACUUCCUUCAACGCAGCGACCAUUGUCGGACGCGGGACCCUUCAGCACGCUAACACAAGAUCUGCGGUCUUCAAAAAACACGAAUUUACCACUUAACAAAAUGAGUAGUUUGAGUGAUGUUGACGAUCUCGAUUCUACACUGAGUCGAGAGACUGCUGCCGGAUUUAAAGUCGGCUGGGCUACUUUUACCACAUAUAUCUUUUCGCUGGGUUCGAUUAUUUUCUUGUUGAGUGCUUUUAUGGCUUUAUUUCUGAGCCAAGCGCUCUUUGUUGUCAGGAUCGGAUGGCUAGGAGUGUGGGCUGAAAACGAAGCAUGGGAUGGUGGAGUACUGUUAAAAACCACAAUUGAUCACAGUCAAUACUCCAUUGCGUCUCCAGAAGGCGGAAAUUCGCCUUCCAAGGUGAAUAUCUCACAUUGCGACUACAUUGUGAUCUUUGCGGUUAUGGCGAUCGUUCGCGCACUAUUUGUUAUUGCAAACGCGUUUUUGUUACGAUCAGGAGCCAACACUGGUCUGGAUAGAAUUUAUUCUCGACUUUUGCAGAGUAUUGCCGCUGCACGUCUAAUCGUUUUCGAGGCCAAUAUGGAGAAAGCAGCCUUGUCUUCGCCCGGAGAUGCAGGUGGUCUGUUCUCAAAAGGGACUAUUAACGGCCUCAGAGAAUGCUUUCAACGAGAUCUAAGCGGAUUAGAUGUAAAAUUGGCCAAAGAAUUUUGGCAAUUUUCAGCUGAUUCUUUGGCGGUUAUUUUAAUCCUUACGGUUCUUAUCUGGAUCCAACCAUUCAUCAUUGUCCCUGCUACCAUUAUCUUGUUUAUGCUGGGCUCAGUUGCACUCUUAGGUCUUGGUCUGUCGAAGGAAAUGCACAGGAUGUCAAUUCGAGCAGACCGCAUGAAUAAAGAUCAAUUCAAGCAUACCUUCAGAGGAUUGGCCACUAUCCGUGGCUAUGGGCUUGAACGGCGUGCAAUCAAGGCUGGGAUUGCUCAAUCUGAGGUUUAUUUGAAAACAUCGUACUUUGGAGCUUGCGCAGAUCGCUGGUUGCAUUGGAAGAUUGAUUUGUUGAGCGCAUUCAUCCCAUUCUCAUGCGCCAUUAUGGUCUUGCAGAGGAUCGAAGACUUGAGUCCUGUGCUAGUUGGAUUCUCAUUGUAUCUGUCGUUGCAUUUUAAUGAUAAAGUACUGGAUUCAUUACUUGGUUAUGGAAGAAUCAGGAAUCGGCUUCAGUGGGCACUUGAGAGAACCAGGCGCUACAUCUAUGAGCUGGAGAACAAGGAUAACAAAGAGCCGCCUAGUGUAAUAGUUGGCAAAAGGCCUCCAGCCAAUUGGCCACAUAGCGGAGCAAUCGAAUAUAUCAAUUACUCUUGUAAUCGUUCCAAGGCUGCAAAGCUUGCUUCAACCGUCGAAGCCAUCGGCAAGAUGUCCGUAGUGCCUUCUUCCAUCCCAGCAGCAGCAGUAAUUGCAGAAACAUCAACAUCAGCAUCGGUAAAUCAAAGUGAAGCUGUUGAGGUUCGAUCGCGAGCCUUCAAUGGUGAGCCUCACUCAGCCCAAAGUCAGUCAUCGCAUGCAAAUCAAUAUAUAAAUCAAUACCCGGGCCAAACACAUAAUGCGAGCCAAAGGCCAUAUCAAAGUCCAUCUCCUUAUUCGAGCCAGAGCCAGUAUCCAAAUCAGCACCUGGAUCAGAUCCAGUACCCUAGCAACCAGCCACAACAUCCACACCAACACCAACAUAUUAACCAACCCCAGAUAUCUACCUCUACACCAAAUGACCUCCCAUUAUCUACACAAAGAGAUAGAGGCAAUGUUCGCACCAACACCGGCGUCUCUGAUGUUAAUACUGUCGCCUCUAAUACUAGUCACAUUAGUGCCGCCAGUAUGACUAGUGUAGCUACCAACAACACGGUUGUAGAAAAUCAACACACAUACCCCCUAGUCUCUGAGAAUUCAAUCACUACCUUAAUUCCAUUUACACCAUCUGCGACAUUUUUGUCUACGGAUCCCAAUACAGGAUCCAUUACGGCUCCAAUUAUACGUAGUAAAUCUUCAGCUGUACCCGAUACAGGGGCUCCAUUAGACCAACUUGAGGCGCUAAAUCCAAUAGAAUCGCACGACGAUAUGGCCGAUAGAUACGAUGCGCCAUUACCGCCGCUUCCACCAUCUGCGCUAACAACAGUCGGACCGUCGUCAGAGGCAGCAAUAGGAGCGGCGCUGAAGGAUGUUGACAAUGUGGGAUCUUCCCUUCAAGCUGUUGCAAGAACUCGAAACGGAUUCGGACCAGUCACUUGCAUAAUUCAACCAGGCGAGAAGAUUGCGGUUUGCGGUCUGUCAAAGAGCGGCAAGAGCACUUUUGUUCAGAGUCUGUUCCGCAUCUGGGACACAGCUGAAGAGGAUCGCGUUCGCGCUGCGCAUGCUGUUAAGAUGGCAAAUCUUCCCGCUAUUACUACCAAAAUUACUGCCGCAAGUUCAGCAAAUACAACAAAUGUAGUUAAUCUGUCAACUUCGUCAGCUGCAAAAAGGUCGCCCUUGAAAAUUUUCACUCGGAGCAAGGCCAAGGCAUUUCAAGAGCCGUACCCGGAUUUGGGUAUGAUCAAGGUAGAUGGCUUGGACAUUACACAAAUGGGUCUCGCCGACUUGAGAUCCCGUAUUGCAUAUUUGUCUCAACGCGGAACUGUAUUUGCUGGCACCGUACGUUUUAAUCUGGAUCCAUAUGGUGAGCAUGAGGAUGCAGAAUUGAACGAUAUUCUCAAGACAUGCUUCCUAAGCGAUCGACUCAAAUUGGACACAGAACUCGUCACGCCAGCAUCAGCAAAUAUAUCCUCCGUUGUUUUUGGAUCUACUGAGUUGACUACAGUGAACACCUCGAAAUCCUCGUCUAGGAUUGCAAAAUACAAAAGACAGCUUUUCAAAAAGAAUCAGAUUAAACCUGGAUACGAUAGAGGCAAAAACAAAGGCAAGGGAAAGAAACAGAACGUUAGAGAUAUAGCUUCCGCACCAGCCACUGUUGGAAUGACAUCAGGUUCCACCAUACAGGCUGCUAUGACAGGAGGUGAUAUCUCUGAGGUAAAUCAACGCCUCCUAGACGAGGGGCCUGAAGGAACAUCCCAAGUCUAUGGAAAUGACUCAGAGGAUGAGGAGGAUGAUUCCAGAGUAGAGCUAGACACUAAUGAACGGCAGCUACUCAGCCUUGCACGUAUCCUGGUCCGACGACCCAAUGUGGUGAUUCUAGACAAUGCAGCGUCUAAAGUUACGGACUUGACGGCACAGAGGUUGGAUCAGAUCAUCUUUCAGGAACUCAAACAUGCAACAAUCCUUUCAAUUGGACACCGGUUGGACCAGAUUGUGGCUCGGCACAACAGGAUUCUAAUGUUGGAACAUGGCAGAGUUGCAGAGUUUGAUUCUCCUUUAGUAUUGCUUAACAAGCCCAACGGUGCAUUUAGAGCCAUCUGCAACCCUAAUGGACCGAACUUUUCAUCGCUUGUAUCUCUCGCAAAGAAGCUGCAACAACAUCACCAAUAGUAGAUGAAGUAUAAUGAACAGUGGAAUCAAUUAUCAACACUUUAGUGUCAUCGUUCUGGGCGUUGGUUUCUUUUGCUCGGAAUUCAUGAAUAUUUAUGCUAUUGUUUAAUAUUUGGUUCACACUCUGCAUUGAAACCGCGAAUAUAGCAACGAGGUGGUGCUCCCUGUUUAAGCAAGGAUGUCAUAGCUUUCACAUCAUUGAAGGAACGUUUAGAACUAGUCUACCUCCUUAAAUAAUAAUAUCAACUCUCCAAUGCUCG
Molecule: messenger RNA, 7021 nt
Organism: Lobosporangium transversale
Lineage: Eukaryota; Fungi; Mortierellomycota; Mortierellomycetes; Mortierellales; Mortierellaceae
Exons: 13
Coding region: 297-6761 (2154 amino acids)
Biological process (GO): transmembrane transport
Cellular component (GO): membrane; fungal-type vacuole
Molecular function (GO): ABC-type peptide transporter activity; ATP hydrolysis activity; ATP binding
Source: RefSeq, a predicted model, not a curated record